AUGAGGAUUUAUCCAUACUCGGACUAUCGAUUAUGUGAGUGUGCUGUGGAUUUAAGACGCAGCCGUCAGCAGCCCAAACACCCGACUCACUGCUGCGCUUGCGUCAAUAUCUCUCAAUCGCUCCUUCACGCUCUACCAUCUCAAGCUCUUCCGUCGAGGCAGUCGACUUCGGUAUCUGCGGUGCCGCGUCAGCACCCACAACUUCACGUCCGACAGACGUCAGUGGGAGCAGCAACAGGAACGGAAGUGAUCCUUCGUCAGCACGUCCAUCCACUCUCUGCUCAUCCUCAACACUUGAGUCGAAGAGAUAGAGCAAUGCUAACCUCUUCCAUGCUUGUGGCCCCUCAGUCCUCUGCUGCUCCCGUUGUAACCCACAUGCAGUCCGCGCAGAACCCCCAUCCUUUAGCCGCUUAUCAUCAUCACCAUCAUCAUCACCAACAGCUUUACAGACAAUCACUUCCACCGAUGCUGGGUAGCACUCAGCAGCGUCUGCAACUGACCUCGACUGCCUACGCGGCGAUGCUUAAGGAGGUACACAUUCGAUAG
Molecule: messenger RNA, 546 nt
Organism: Hydatigera taeniaeformis
Lineage: Eukaryota; Metazoa; Platyhelminthes; Cestoda; Cyclophyllidea; Taeniidae
Source: the annotation of a GenBank genome assembly